GCGAACGAACAUUCGACGCAAAACUUUCCUCCUUCAAAUUCGUCGCAACGAGUCAGUCCUCGACUCAAUGAGAGCUUAUAUAGCGGCCAGCGUUUCCAGAGCACUUUCAUUGCCGGCCGUACCGCGAUGCUGUAACCUGAGCCGAGAUGCAGUGGUUAAGCGCGAUCUGCGUGUUGACCGCGGCGGUGCACGGUGGCGGUGGAGUUACCAGAACACCGGGCCUGUCACCAUUUUGGACUGACGACUACAAAGUCUUCGAACAAAUCUACGGAAAGACCUCCGACCGAGAGCUCUUCGGGUCCACCUUACCUCCCAAUCAGUCCUUUGGCGUCGACUUGAGUCCUUUAAAAAACCAGGCUUCCGAGAAAAAGGAACGGUACAUCGACACCGGAGAAGACAGAGACUUGGACCAGCAACCAAGCCUUUAUUCUUUCGACAACUAUAAUAAUCUUUUGACAAAACAGAAUAUAGAGGCAUUUGAUCCAAAGCCGACGAAGCCGUCCUUUAAAUUCAUUCCUUACAAUGAUUUCACACCAAUCAGUCAAGCGAAUGAUCCAGCAACUUAUAAUUAUUAUAAAACGCUCGAAUUGUUAGAGAAGAAAAAGAAAAUUGAUGCUCUUAAGACUUUAGCAGUCAAUAAUUUCGCGCAAUUCUCUAGCUACGCGACCAGCCCCGAAGACACAGAAGGGUAUAAGAGUAUCCAGGAUAUUUUAGAAGCUCAUGAGGGGAAAAAAGGAAAUAAGAAAGUGAAUAAUGAGCAUGAGAAUUUGGCUAAAUAUGUGAGCUAUGGAGUGUCGAAGAGUCGAAGGAAGAAGCCAGCUCCAAAUCCCAGGUUUAUACACAGUAAUGAUAUUCAGAAACCACGGUGUGUGUCAGGACGCUGUCGUCAGAGAAACGCCUCUGUUAGAGUAAGAACGGGGCCUGUUUUGAGGAAGAUUAAGCAUACCAUUAUUUCCGAUUAAACUAUUAGUAGUCUGAUAGAUAAAUGGUCUUCAUUAAUCAGAUCACCAUUGAAAAAUAAUACUCGUAAUUUAUUGGAUGUUUUGACCAGAAAAAUGUAUGAUUACUUAUAUUUGUUACAUUCGGAUGGCGAUAGCAGCAGCAUUUUAAAUAAAUAUUUAAUAUUAAAUAUUUAAGCAUUAUAAAAGAGACUCACAGUAACAUAUCACCCGCGUAAACGCUGUAUAGGUAAAAAACUUAAGUAAGUCACCUGUUGUAUGUAGUUGUGACGUGUUCGAAUAGACAUUUGUUUUGUUUGUGUGUGUCUUUUACACAUGUAUUGUCUAUUCUAAUGCGCCACAACUACAUACAACAGGUGACUUACUUAAGUUUUUUAGCUAUAUCAGUAUCGUUGCAACAUUAACGCUGCUGCGGUCAUAAUCCUGAUUCACAAGCAAGGUUAUUGUGCAUGCUGCCAGUAUUGUUAUUAAUUAUUUAAGGGGUUGUGUUAAUUUAUUAAUUAAAACAAGUACAAGAUUUAGAGUAGCUUUAAUCGUACUUAAUUGUAAACCUUAAAAUAAAUUAUUAUCUUUUUGAACCGUAGUUUUCUUUCGAAAGCUGGUUAAAAAGCAUUUUCACUCACAGUCGGCAUUGUGUGGUGAAUGAGCGCACUGGUGCGUCCUCGUGUGCUCACACAGCAGACAAUACCAGUUUUAAACCAAGCUUCGCAUCCAUUUUAAAAUAUUGGAGUUUAUUUGGCACAUGCAUUUUCUGCAAUCUGGAACAGCGGAACUGCUUACAUAAGGAAUUAAGGACUGUUCUCACAUUUUUGGUGCUACACACAUGCUUAUACAUAUGACAGAGAAAUGCUAUAGCAAAAACCAUGCUUAUUUCGUGCACUAAAAGUAAACAUUACCUAAAUAAAUAUUUGUAAUUUUUUGGACUGUCUUGUCUUGCCAUACUGACUUCUUGUCUUGACUCUGGUUGCCU
Molecule: messenger RNA, 1929 nt
Organism: Cydia pomonella (codling moth)
Lineage: Eukaryota; Metazoa; Arthropoda; Insecta; Lepidoptera; Tortricidae
Exons: 3
Coding region: 147-962 (271 amino acids)
Source: RefSeq, a predicted model, not a curated record